AUGGAAUUCAAAACUAGUCUUUAUCAGCACAUUCAAAAUGCUUUUAGUUACAUAAAUUAUAAACUUGGUCAGCUGCGUCAGAAUACAAAUGAAUAUAGAAUUGUAAAGACAUCGUACGGUCAAGUCAAGGGAAUUAAACAUUUGAAUUCGUGUGAUUCGAAGCAGUGCUAUUUUGCCUAUGAAGGUAUACCAUUUGCCAGACCACCGCUAAAUGAGUUACGAUUUCGUGCCCCACAGCCACCGGAACCAUGGCAGGGUAUACUUAACUGUACUCGAACAAAAUCAAAACCAUGUCAAUUAAAUGGUUUAUUUGGAUUUAAUGAAGGUUCCGAAGAUUGUUUGUAUCUUAAUGUGUACGUCAAAGAGAGCACAAAUAUUAAGCGACCUUUACCCGUAAUGGUGUGGAUAUAUGGAGGCGGAUUUCAAUAUGGUGAGGCCACAACUGAUCUAUAUAACCCCGACUUCUUUAUGAUGAAGGAUGUCAUUGUGGUAACAUUUAAUUACAGGCUAGGCGUUUUCGGAUUCCUUUGUUUCGAUGAUCCAAAACUUAAUGUACCCGGUAAUGCUGGUAUAAAAGAUCAAUUUCUCGCCAUAAAAUGGAUAAAGGAAAAUAUACACAAUUUUAAUGGAGAUACGAAUAAUAUUACAGUUUUUGGUGAAAGUGCGGGGGCUGUUUCCGCUCAUAUGUUAAUGAUGUGCCCCCAGGCCAAGGGUCUGUUUCACAAGGUCAUACUACAAUCUGGAUCUGCAUUAUGCCCAUGGGGUUUUACCGAUAAACAUGAUUGGGGUUAUAAAUUAGCUUGCCAUUUGGGUUACACAGGAGAUAAUAUUGAUGCAGAAGUUUAUAAUUUUCUGGUAGAACAGAAAUCCAAACGCCUUACAACCAAACUGAGAGACCUUUUAACCGACAACGAUAUAUUGGAAAAUAAUUUAUUUUGUGCUUUUGUUCCGGUUGCAGAACCAUAUAUGGCCGAUGAUAGCAUAAUUACGAAGCCACCUAGCGAAUUGUUAUCCACAGCAUGGGGUAAUUCAAUUCCCGUUGUUAUUGGUGGUAAUUCCGCUGAGGGUUUGUUUUACUACUAUUAUCUGCAACACCAUAAAUAUUUAUAUGGAAAUUCUGAAAAUGUAAAACACUUUUUGCCAAAUGAAGCCAAAAAUUGUCAUAGUUCUGAAGAAUUAGAGAAAAUGGCCCACAAUCUUAGGGAAGUAUAUUUUAAAGAAAAAUAUCCCAAUAUUGAAAAUGAUUUUUCCACAUAUCUAGAGAUAAUGGGCCACAAAGGGUUUUGGCAUCCGAUGUAUCAAGCCAUUAAAGCACGCUCCAAUUAUGCUAAGAACGUUCCCACCUACUGUUACUAUUUCGAUUUUGUAUCGCCCAAGGGUAAUUUUUCACGCAUGUUCUCUUGCGGUAAUCCUCAAAUCAAGGGAGCCGGUCAUGGUGAUGAACAUCACAUCAUUAUUAAAAAGACCAAUAAUUAA
Musca vetustissima is the source of this 1476-nucleotide messenger RNA. Its product is annotated as esterase B1-like. NCBI's taxonomy places the organism in Eukaryota, Metazoa, Arthropoda, Insecta, Diptera, Muscidae. The coding region runs from base 1 to 1476 and encodes 491 amino acids. The transcript has 5 exons. The record is from RefSeq and is a predicted model, not a curated record.